Molecule: messenger RNA, 1431 nt
Organism: Peronospora belbahrii
Lineage: Eukaryota; Oomycota; Peronosporomycetes; Peronosporales; Peronosporaceae
Source: the annotation of a GenBank genome assembly
AUGGUACGCAUCUUCCAUCUCCCGUCCAUACUGAUACUUGUGGUGCUGACCAUUGAAGUUAUAUCGAUUGUAGUGUAUCCCAGUGAACUACGUCGUCUAGUGACGCUUUCUCGCCAUGGCAGUCGAGCGCCGAAUGAUGUUGUAAAGAUCACAUGUCCACGUAAUAAGGCCAACUUGGACGCCUACAAGGUGCCGCUCACGCAGCUUACGGAAAUUGGUAUGAAGCAGAUGCAGAUCAUGGGCGAGCACAUCCGCCAUACGUACAUGGUAGACGAGCUCGUGCACGAGGAGGACUUCCUGUCACGCUCGCUCAAUGGUGUAAACCACUCGCACUUCGAGACAUACUUUCGGGCGGACGCCGCGACGCGCUGCUCACAGAGCGCGGCAGCAAUGGGGUACGGUCUUUAUCCGGACGGAACCGGCCCGCAAGGCUUCCCUCACCAGCCUGUACCAAUCACUAUGCAGUUGCUGGAAAACGAGCAUGCCUUUGCAGCUCCUAAAGGACCCUGCAAAAGUACGUUGGACGCUGAUCUUGCUGUAUACGCUACCACUCGAGCACCUGAGCUUUUUGAUCAGUAUCGUGACGUUCUCGAGCAAUUGAGUAAAGCCUGCGGUGUUGCCGUGGAAGAUAUCCCAAACUUGCCGGGUGGUGAAGAUAUCGUAUUGGGCGUGAAAGACUUGGCAGAUAUGUUUGCCUUCGAUCGAGACGAGGGUCUUUUGAUUACUGAGGGAAUGACUGUAGAUGCGCGCGAAAAGCUAGAGCAGUUGGCAUUCACAAACCUCAUGGAGAGAUACUACUCGACAGAUCGCAAGAUUACGUACUGGGUGGGUGGCUUUGGUGAUUUGCUCAUAAGCACACUUCAGGGUGGAGCUGUGCCGACGGCACCAUCUCACACAGAGUACCGCUACUUUUCCUUUCAUGGCCACCGAGAGUUGCUGCAUGGUCUAGGCAUGAUGCUGGGCUGGGAGUUCCAUUUCGACGGACUCCCAAAAGCUCUUAAUGUGACAGCUCUGCACCCAGGUACCUCCAUGCUGUUUGAGCUCCGCGCGCGUCAACUUACUGCUGAAGAAGCCCGAAAACAGCCGGAAGCGAAGGAGGCUUAUUUUGUGCGAACGUACAUGUGGUCGCCGUUUACUGAGCGUGAGCGGAUUAAGCUAACGAAGUGCUCGGUUGCAGAUUGCCCGUUGGAAGAGUUCAAUCAAAUCAUCACCAAUCAUAUUGCCAUGACCGGCACCUGGGAUACUAUCUGCAACUAUCAAAAGCCGAUUUGGGACAAAGGCCAUGCUCAGGAGCCCGCUGAGGACAAAAGACAUGGGCUUGCAAGUUUUUCCUUCUUGCCCGUGGUCAGUAUUAUCCUGGUGGUGGGUCUGGCGUUUACGGCUUUCAAGGUCUAUACUGCUCGCCGUCGUGGGUAUACCACCAUGCUGUAA